CAGAAGAAGACGUGUCUCGUACGUCAGCUUAAAGUGUGUGAUUGUAAUCCAGUAUAUAAACCAUUGUUACCAUCAUGACCAAACCAAAAAACAUUAAAAGGGAAAAUAUAAGUGUUGCGACUGAGAUUGAUCGGAUAGAAGAGCAGCGAACGCAUAUUCAGGACAGGCUGGAGAUAGCAGAAUUCAGACAUCGUCGAGAGCAACUCUUAGAUGAGGAAAGGAAAGCCUUGGAGGAUGAAAUGGCAAUCUUGAAUGAGAGGAUACAAAAAUUUGAUAAGGAGCUUGGGAUUCUCAGAGGGGAGAACAGAAGAAAUAUGAUGCUCUCUGUAGCACUUUUGGCGAUCAGUGCUCUGUUCUACUAUGCCUUUGUUAACUGAGGACUGGUUUACUGCUCUAUGAGUGCAAUCCUGUAUGCUUAAGCACAUCUGCAAAUUUAGCCACUUUUUGAUGAGUGUCCUUUUGCCAAACAAACUACCAUAACAUAAUUUUGACACGCUGUGCCAUCCUUCCUUAAUCCCAAUUUCACAACACUAUAUGCUUAAAUACUGCUUUUUACAUGUUCUGUAAUCACUGUGCUACAAUUUAGGCGGGUAAUCUAUUUUAUGUGAAACAACAAGGCAAUGUAACUGUUAAUUGUGAAAUUUUGUUUGACACAGUACUCUUUUUUUUAUUAAAUGUUAAAUUAAACGUACUUGCAAAUUUCAUGCAUCAUUACAUCAUACUAUGUAGCAACUGUAUUAUAGAUCACAAUAAAUGUGUAUACAUUUGAUAUUGUAUUUACAUUGUAAUUUUUUGCCAUUUUUCAUAUUUUGUUUAUAUGUGU
Messenger RNA from Trichomycterus rosablanca, 823 nucleotides. It is a transcript of the gene ccdc167, whose product is annotated as coiled-coil domain containing 167. NCBI's taxonomy places the organism in Eukaryota, Metazoa, Chordata, Actinopteri, Siluriformes, Trichomycteridae. The record is from RefSeq and is a predicted model, not a curated record. Bases 75 to 377 code for a protein of 100 amino acids. The transcript has 4 exons.